UUUGAUGGAUAUAUACCAAAGGAAAAAUUGAUUGCAACCUUUUCUAGAAGUAGUGGACCUGGAGGACAAAACGUAAAUAAAGUAAAUACCAAGGUAGAUAUCAGACUACAUGUUGACUCUGCAGAUUGGAUUCCAGAUAUUGUUAAAGAAAGACUGAAAGAAUUAUAUGCCAACAAAAUCAACAAGGAAGGAGAAUUUAUCAUUCAAGCUUCAAGUUUUAGAACUCAGGAUCAGAAUAUGAAGGAUGCCAUUCACCGUCUCAAGGGAUAUAUUGCAGAAGCUUACAAUAUUCCAAAAGAGUGGGUUCCAAGAGAAGGAAGAACUGAAAAGGGAGAUGCUAUUCGAAUGAAAGACAAAAAGAAACACUCUGAAAAGAAACAGAGAAGACAA
Messenger RNA from Naegleria gruberi, 390 nucleotides. RefSeq lists its product as uncharacterized. Gene Ontology annotation, cellular component: mitochondrial large ribosomal subunit. Gene Ontology annotation, biological process: mitochondrial translational termination. The transcript has a single exon. Gene Ontology annotation, molecular function: translation release factor activity. NCBI's taxonomy places the organism in Eukaryota, Heterolobosea, Eutetramitea, Acrasida, Naegleriidae. The annotation marks the transcript as partial. The record is from RefSeq and is a predicted model, not a curated record.